Messenger RNA from Anopheles marshallii, 795 nucleotides. RefSeq names its product cytochrome c oxidase assembly factor 7 homolog (gene Coa7). Gene Ontology annotation, cellular component: mitochondrial intermembrane space. Lineage: Eukaryota; Metazoa; Arthropoda; Insecta; Diptera; Culicidae. Bases 1 to 795 code for a protein of 264 amino acids. The transcript has 2 exons. The record is from RefSeq and is a predicted model, not a curated record. Gene Ontology annotation, molecular function: protein binding.
AUGUCCUCGUUUGAUCUGAAAAACGAGAACGAAGUGAAGGAGUACAUCGAAAAGUUGGGUAUCGAGUAUCGGUUCGGUUGUUACUCGGAGAAAAAACCGGAAGUGUGUCAUCUGCUGGGCGAUUAUCUUGAGGGUAUCCGCAAAGACUUUGAGAAGGCCGCCAAAGUGUACCGGUCGAACUGUGAUGAUUACAAUUACGGUAAAAGCUGUCUAAAGUACGGUAACUACACGUUUCUCGGCAAGGGCCGUGCGUCGGAAAAGGGAGAUCCGGCGAAAGCGUUCAGUUACUACGAAAAGGGUUGCACACUGAACGAUCCCGAUGCAUGUCUGCACAGCGGACUGUUGUUGGUGUCGAAACUAAUGCCCAAAGAAAUUACCCGUGAUGUGCCGAAAGGGUUCGCACUGUUGAAGAAAAGCUGCGAGAUGAACAAUGCCGGUGCAUGCUUUUAUCUGUCCGGGAUGUACAUCUCCGGUGUGCUGAAGGAGGAAUAUCAGCAGGCGGCAAAAAAGGCUGACGCGGCGGCAAGCGAACCGAAACCGGUGGAACAGCAGCGACCGCCCGGUGCGUACGUCGUCGAACGCAACAUGGAGAAGGCGUUCGAGUUCGCGUACAGGGCCUGCGAGCUGCGCAACAUGUACGCCUGUGCCAAUUUGAGUCAGAUGUACGCGAAGGGUGAUGGUACGCCGCGGGAUGAAACGAAGGCAGAAAAAUACAAAAAACUCGCCCUCGAGAUGCAGGACGAGGUGAAGAAGCAACAGCAGCUCACAUUCCAGCAAGGUUUGAAUCCGACAUAG